GAAGAGGUUAUAUGCAGAUUAGAUCGUGGUGCCCUAAUUUUAUAAGCUCUCCGUGAGUCCAUAGGCUGCUUUGACCUUGUAAAUGUUAUUAAAAUCCUCCAUUUCAUUUCAAUCACCUCUCUCGAAACGAACGGACACUAUUUUUCCGCGGCAGGAACUGAGCGUCCGCGUUAUUCCAAGGCCAUCUGCAGUUUUAGCCUCAAAGAAUAUCCAGAGGCGUUUUGGGAUUCGAGGAGUAAUGGAGGUGGAAAAGGUAAGGAUUGUAGCGAGGGAGAAGCAGAUCAUGGUGGAGAAGCAGGGCGAUGCAGUCCGGGCAAUGAAAGCAGCGAAGUUGCCCCAGGAAGAUAUUGAGAAGGCCGUUAAUGAUUUGAAAAAUCUUAAGCUCGAGUUGCAAGAGUUGCAGGCUAAACUCUCCGUCGAGGGCGACGCUGCCUCUCUCAGCAAAGAGGCCUUCCGUCAGGCCGUCAACAAUACACUCGAAAGGAGGCUCUUUUAUAUCCCAUCCUUCAAAAUUUACAGAGGAGUUGCUGGAUUGUAUGAUUACGGUCCUCCCGGUUGUGCUGUUAAAGCCAAUGUCAUUUCUUAUUGGCGACAGCACUUUGCUUUAGAAGAGAACAUGUUGGAGGUUGAUUGUCCAUGUGUUACACCGGAGGAAGUGCUUAAAGCAUCUGGGCAUGUUGACAAAUUCACAGAUCUAAUGGUGAAAGAUGAGAAAUCAGGCAUGUGUUAUCGGGCAGAUCACUUGCUUAAGGAUUACUGUAAGGAAAAACUUGAGAAGGAUCCAUUAUUGCCAGUAGAGAAGGUAAAUGAACUGAAACAAGUGCUGGCUGUUCUGGAUGAGUUAUCUGCUGAAGUUUUGGGACAAAAGAUUAAAGAAUAUGGUAUAACUGCUCCAGAUACGAAUAACCCCCUUUCAGAUCCAUAUCCAUUCAAUCUUAUGUUUGCAACGUCCAUAGGGCCUUCAGGUGCUAGUCCAGGUUAUUUGCGUCCAGAGACUGCACAAGGUAUAUUUGUAAAUUUCAAGGACCUGUAUUAUUACAAUGGAAAUAAGCUUCCAUUUGCAGCUGCUCAGAUUGGUCAGGCUUUCAGAAAUGAGAUAUCCCCUCGCCAAGGGCUUUUGAGAGUUAGAGAGUUUACCCUUGCUGAGAUUGAACACUUUGUGAAUCCUGAUGAUAAAUCUCAUUCCAAGUUUAAAAAUGUUGCUGAUUUGGAAUUUCUAAUCUAUUCUAGAGAAGAGCAAAUGGCCUUAAAACAACCUGUGAAGCUUCGUCUUGGUGAUGCAGUUGCAAAGGGCACUAUCAACAAUGAGACACUGGGUUACUUCAUUGGAAGAACUUUCUUGUUUUUGACAACUCUGGGAAUUGAAAAAGAACGCCUUCGUUUUCGGCAGCAUUUACAGAAUGAAAUGGCUCAUUAUGCUUGUGAUUGUUGGGAUGCAGAAAUAGAAUGUUCAUAUGGAUGGAUUGAAUGUGUUGGUCUUGCAGACAGAUCUGCCUAUGAUUUGAAGGCUCACACUGAAAAAAGUGGCGUGCCUCUUGUGGCUCAUGAAACAUACGCAGAACCCAGGAUGGUAGAGAAAUUAGUUAUAAUUCCAGCAAAGAGGGAGUUGGGGUUGGCAUUCAAGAAGAAUCAGAAAAUGAUUGUUGAAGCUUUGGAGGCCAUGAAUGAGGUAGAAGCUAUGGAUCUUAAAGCAAGGCUGGAAUCUGAAGGACAGGCACCAUUUGAAGUGUGCACUCUAGGCCAAACUGUCACUCUUACAAAGAACAUGGUAUCCAUAUCCAAAGAAAUUAAAAAAGAAUAUCAAAGAAUUUUCACACCUUCUGUGAUUGAACCGUCCUUUGGUAUUGGUAGAAUUAUCUACUGCCUUUUUGAGCACUGCUUUUAUCAAAGAUCAAACAAGGGUGGGGAUGAGCAAUUAAAUGUUUUUCGUUUUCCACCAUUAAUAGCACCAAUAAAAUGCACUGUCUUCCCCCUUGUUCAAAAUGAGAAAUAUGAGGCAACAGCACAACUCAUUUCUAAAUCAUUGACUGCAGUGGGUAUAUCACAUAAAAUAGAUAUGACAGGUACCUCCAUUGGGAAGAGAUAUGCAAGAACAGACGAGUUAGGUGUGCCAUUUGCAAUAACUGUUGAUUAUGAAACUACAGUAACAAUUAGAGAGAGGGACUCAAAAGAUCAAAUACGAGUCUCAGUGGAAGAGGUAGCUUCUGUAGUAAAGGAAGUAACUGAAGGUCAGAGCACUUGGGCAGAUGUGCUUUGGAAAUACCCUGCACACACAUCCAACUCUGCAGAUGAGUAAGGUUUGUGGAUUUUCACCAGGAAUUUUGACAGAAUUUAAAAUUGGAUUUCUGGCAAUGAAGGGUCUAUGACGAGAAUUUACAUAUCUAAUUUUUACAUGCAUUUUAUAAUAUUGUAGUAGCAUUUUUAGGAUGCUUCAAGUUUAACACCUUUUAUAUUUAUGUAAGCCCUGUAACUGACGACUCUUGUUCUGUUUAAUGUUAAGGUUCUUGAAUUGUCUUCAAACAAUUAUUUA
Cryptomeria japonica (Japanese cedar) is the source of this 2530-nucleotide messenger RNA. RefSeq names its product glycine--tRNA ligase, mitochondrial 1. The record is from RefSeq and is a predicted model, not a curated record. The transcript has 9 exons. Gene Ontology annotation, molecular function: glycine-tRNA ligase activity; ATP binding. Gene Ontology annotation, cellular component: mitochondrion; cytoplasm. Lineage: Eukaryota; Viridiplantae; Streptophyta; Pinopsida; Cupressales; Cupressaceae. Gene Ontology annotation, biological process: mitochondrial glycyl-tRNA aminoacylation. The coding region runs from base 83 to 2296 and encodes 737 amino acids.